Molecule: messenger RNA, 1948 nt
Organism: Coregonus clupeaformis (lake whitefish)
Lineage: Eukaryota; Metazoa; Chordata; Actinopteri; Salmoniformes; Salmonidae
Gene: babam1
Product: BRISC and BRCA1 A complex member 1
Exons: 9
Coding region: 133-1254 (373 amino acids)
Biological process (GO): protein K63-linked deubiquitination; double-strand break repair; positive regulation of DNA repair
Cellular component (GO): nuclear body; BRCA1-A complex; BRISC complex
Source: RefSeq, a predicted model, not a curated record
UACUUACUUCCGGUCAGGAAGAUGGCCGUACACAACAAAUAGUUAGCGGAAAUAUUAACUAUAUUUAAUUAGUUUUCUUCGUUUUAUAGACGUAUAACCGAGGUAUUUGCUGGAAAACACCAACCAGUAUCCAUGGAGACGCCACAGCCCGGCCCAGCAGACGGAGAGGAGCGAUCGGUGGAGCUGCGGCCCAGAACACGCUCCAACCCGGAGGGUGCAGAGGACCGGCGCAGCAGCACUGGUAGCCUAGGCAACAGCAACCCCAGCACCCAGCAGCCCGCAGUGGGCAGCCGAGUGGAGGGGGAGGGGGAGGCCUCAACCAGCGACAGUCCUCCUAGCUCCAUCACCACCACAGUCUCUGCCACCACAGCCCAGGCUGUGGCCCCUAUAGUGGCUGCUACAGUCAAUGCCAUAGUAGGCCUGGCCACCCCCACGCCAGUAGCCAAGGACAGGCCUAAACCCACCCAGGCUCCUCCCCCUCUGGCGCCCCCCAUCCCUCCCACGGCAGAGUUCCAGCUACGAGCCCCCCGCGUCAACUGUCCAGAGAAAGUGAUAAUCUGUUUGGAUCUCUCUGAAGAGAUGUCAUCGCAAAAGCUGGAGUCCUUCAAUGGAUCCAAGACCAACGCUCUCAAUAUUUCCCAGAAAAUGAUUGAGAUGUUUGUGAGAACGAAGCACAAGAUUGACAAGCGCCAUGAGUUUGCUCUGGUGGUUGUUAAUGAUGAUGCCUUGUGGCUGUCAGGUUUCACUUCUGACCCCAGGGAGCUGUGCAGCUGUCUCUAUGACCUGGACACCAAUGUGUGUGAGACCUUCAAUCUAGAGGAUCUUCUUAGUGUUAUCCGUCAGAAGAUAGAGCUUCCUCUGAUGGACAACAUCCAGACCAUCCCCCCUCCGUUUGUAGUCAGGACUCUCCUCAUCUACAGUAGACACGCUGGACAGCUGCAGUUCAACCCCUCAGACGCUGUCAAUAACAUGCUGCAGUCUCCCUACUUCUUCUUUGAUGUGGUUUACCUUCACAACGGGGCUGAGGAGCAGGGGAAUGAGGCCAGCUGGAGGGACAUCUACACAUCAUUCUGUAACCUGGACUCUAAAGGCACCUGUUACCGCUUUGAGGUAUCUCUGUGUGGGCCGGCCAUCGAGCUCCACAACUGCAUGGCCAAGCUGCUGUCCCACCCCCUCCAGAGACCCUUCCAGAGCCAUGCCUCCUACAGCCUGCUAGAGGGAGAUGACCCCCAGGAUGUAGAGGCCACCGUCUAACUGGAGGUGCCUGGUAGAGCGACAGACCCCAGGGGGAGGCCAGUGUUUAACUUGGGGGUCUCCAAAGUACCCUGGUCCUGGAGAGUUACAGGGUCUGCAGGCUUUUGUUCAUUUGACACUGAAUCAAGAGGUGUGUUAGUGCAGGGCUGGAGCAAAAGCCUGUUGAAUAAGGUGUGUUAGUGCCCGGCGCCGGACUAAACGGCUGCACACACUGUAGCUCUCCAGGACCAGGGUUGGAGAACACUGCUCUAACUGGACAAGGAGAUGGGUUGCUAGGAGAUGACAAUGAGGAAAUGAGGAAGCAUGUGUGUAUGUAUUCCAUUUAGUUUUAAACCUGAUCUGGGGACAGUGUUUUCCCUACAAGUCUUAAAGAGUGAAAUCCAUGGCAGUACUUCUAGGCCUACACAAUAGAUGUGACCCAUUUCCAUGGCUGGCUUGUGGAAAACGUACAUUGAAAUGACUAAAUAUAGCUAUACACACUAUCAGGAGCAAGGUUGUUGUAAUGGGUUGUCUGGGUUUGGGAAGGGUUGUAAACUAUGAUUCAUUUUCUUUUCUUUACAUCCGUUCACCCUCUGAUGGGUAAGUUUGCCUUAUCAGAUCAGCUGUUUAUAUUCCCACUGAUGUUGCCUGUUGUUUUGUCAAUUGUGUUUUCGUUGAUCUGUUUCUGAUGAUUAAAAUAUAAAUGUUAGGUUUA